Molecule: messenger RNA, 1365 nt
Organism: Diospyros lotus (date-plum)
Lineage: Eukaryota; Viridiplantae; Streptophyta; Magnoliopsida; Ericales; Ebenaceae
Exons: 2
Coding region: 142-1110 (322 amino acids)
Molecular function (GO): protein binding
Source: RefSeq, a predicted model, not a curated record
CAUUUAACAACCCGGGAACGAGGAAGAUGCAGAAAUUCAAAAAAUAAAAUUCAGGAAAACCGCACGACGAACGCUGAUUCUAGCACGUGCGUAUGAUUCUCAGGGGAUGGUCGGACAUUCAAACGUCUUUCGACGAGUCCGAUGGAAAUCGUAGCCGAAGACGGUUCGAAAAUCCUUUUGAAGAAGGGAUGCAAGAAAGAGAUGGGAAGAGGAGCUUUAGGGUUCGAUUCGAAGGACCGAACCGUUUCUCGCCGUCACGUCAUGUUCGAACUUCACCGAUGCGGUGACGAAACGCUCCCAGAAAGGGUUUAUGUCGAAGCAAUUGGGAAGAACCCUAUCUGGGUUUACAACAGAGCAAGCAACGAAAUCAAGGUCUUCAGGAGGUCGGAGGGCGGUGAAAUGGAUGCCGGGGACAUGCUCUGCCUUUCUGCCGAGAAACCCCUUUGGUUCACUCUGAAAGCAUUCAGUUCUGAUGGCGAAGAUGAUAGCGAAAUCAUAAAGAAGAAGGAGAGCGAGAGAGAAUUGGGGUUGAAGAACGAAAAUCAAUUGGUCGAGAGCUUACAUAACUGGCGUAUUGGACAUUUAGAGCUCGACUCCAUUGAUGUUUCAGACAUAGACCCAGUAAAAGAGUUUGGGUUUCUUGUAAUGGAGCAUGAGUUUGACCACUAUCCAAAGCAAAUGAUCCGCCAUCCCAGGGCAUGGAACUGGUUCCUGGAGGAACUUGAAGAAGACAGCAUCAAUGAUGAAGUUCUCAAAAAUAAAGGGAAGAACAGUACCAGGAGAAAAAGGAAAAAAGAUGGAGACAGUGAUGACAAGGAAUGGACAGGUGAGAGUGAAGAUGUUGAGAAAUUACAAAACUUAAAGAAGGCGCAAAGGCCUAAAUAUUCUACUAGAUUGAAAGAUCGCAACAAAACUGUUACGGGCACAGAAAUUGAUAGAGAUUCAGUGCCAAAGGAAGCUAACUGCCCAAAUGAAGGUGACGAGGAAGCUGAUGACACCCUAGGAGGUUUUAUUGUAAAAGAUGAAUACAUGGAAGAAGCAGGAGAAGAAAUUGAUGAAGAAGAGGAAGAGGAAGAUUUUGAUGAUGAUGAUGACGAUAAUGAAGAUUAGUACAACAUGGCGUCUGAUAGAAAUAUCACUAUACAUGAUUGAAGGUUAGCGGUUGUAAAUACUAGGUAAGCGAGUUUUUGUAACCUAAAAGCUUGUGAUGUCAUUUUUGUUGUGAUGUUUAACAUUCAAAAUGUUCCAUGCCUUUUCUUUACAUUUUCUCGUGCUAUUACAAUCUUGUAUUAUCUCCUCAUGCUUAUCUUCCUUAUCAAAGUUGUUUUUUUGUGUUGGCUUACCAAUUUUUGUUUGUGAUGAAUG